GCGAAGGCAGCGGAGACGGAGACGGAGACGGAGGAGGAAGGAGGAGGACCUCAAGAGGCAUGUGGCAAACAGGAGGAUGAGCGUGCCCGGCGCCCGGCAGGAUUACGAUGGAGACGCGCUGCGGCGGCCUCUUGUUCAGCUCCAAGUUUGACUCUGGGAACUUGGCUCAUGUGGAGAAGGUGGAGCACCAGGAGGGAGACCUCGACAUCACGGGGAAUGGCGGCAGCAGCAGCAGUGGAGGCAGCACCUCCAUGGUGUUCGGCAGCUCCCUCCCCUUCGCCGAUUACGAGUUCAACGUCUGGACGAAGCCGGACUGCGGAGAAACCGAAUAUGAGAAUGGAAACAGGUCCUGGUUCUACUUCAGCGUGCGUGGAGGCGUGCCCGGCAAGGUCAUCAAGAUCCACAUUGUGAACAUGAACAAGCAGACCAAGCUCUACUCACAGGGAAUGGCCCCCCUGGUCAAGACUGUGCCUGCCAGGCCUCGCUGGGAGCGCAUUCGAGAGCGGCCGGCCUUUGAGAUGGUGGAGACCCAGUUUGUCCUCUCCUUUGUGCACCGCUUCCUGGACUGCCGCGGGGCCACCACCUACUUUGCCUUCUGCUACCCCUUCUCCUACACGGAGUGCCAGGAAAUGCUGGCCCAGCUGGACGCCCACUUUGCCGAGUGCAGGCACCUCUCUCCCAGCAGUGUCCAACAUUAUAGUACCGUGAGUCGGAAGACAGGCACAGACCCUCGAAGGCAGGUGGAAGGGAAGCUGCGCCCCACCAUCCACCGAGGGAGGAAGUGCCUCCGGAGAGGACGCCCCAGGGGCAGGAAGGAGGAGGCCGGCCCGGCCAAGGGCGCACCCUCCCUGGAUUCCAUCUAUUACCAUCGGGAAGUGCUCUGCUUCUCCCUGGACAAGCUCCGCGUGGAUCUGCUGACCAUCACCUCUCACCACGGCAUGCAGGAGGAGCGGGAGGCCCGGCUGGAGAAGCUCUUCCCGGACAAGAACACCCCGCGGCCACACUGCUUCCUGGGCAAGAGGGUGUUCUUCCUCAGCAGCAGAGUCCAUCCUGGGGAGACGCCCUCGAGCUUCGUCUUCAACGGCUUCCUGGAGUUCAUCCUUCGGGAGGAUGACCCUCGGGCCCAGAUGCUGCGCCGCAUGUUUGUCUUCAAGCUCAUCCCCAUGCUCAACCCGGACGGGGUGGUGCGGGGCCACUACCGGACAGAUGCUCGGGGUGUGAACCUGAACCGCCAGUACUUGGAACCAGACGCGGAGCAGCACCCGGCCGUCUAUGGGGCCAAGGCGGUCAUGCUCUACCACCACGUCCACAACCGCGUCCAGCCUGGCGUCCCCGACUGGCGGACCUGCGCCAACGCCCUGGGCCCCAAAGCCUCCAACCAGCACACUUCCUGCAGCGAAGCCCCCGCCGAGGAGGCUCCUCUCUCCCAGCUAGAGAAAGCCAACAAUCGCCGCAACUGCCCCAGGAGGGCCCGCACCCCGUCGCCAGAGGCCUCCGAGGCCUCCGAGGGGCCCGAGCAGGACUCCUGGAUCCUCUCGGAUGAGGGACACCCUGAGGACUCUGAGAGCGAAGCCGAGAGCCUCCCCGCCCCAGAAGCCAUCCCGCCACAGCAGAGCGGCCUGGCUUACUACGUCGACCUGCACGGCCAUGCCUCCAAGCGCGGCUGCUUCAUGUACGGGAACAAUAUCUUGGAUGAGAACCAACAGGUUGAAAACAUGCUGUUCCCGAAACUCAUCUCGAUGAACUCAGCCCACUUUGACUUUGGGGGCUGCAACUUCUCCGAGAAGAACAUGUACGCCAAAGACAAGCGGGACGGACAGUCCAAGGAGGGCAGCGGGCGGGUGGCCAUCUACAAGGCCUUGGGCAUCAUUCACAGCUACACCCUGGAGUGCAAUUACAACACCGGGCGAUCUGUCAACACGGUCCCGGCAGCCUGCCACGACAACGGGCGGGCGACCCCUCCUCCUCUCCCGACUUUCCCCUCCAAAUACACUGUGGAGCUGUUUGAGCAGGUGGGUCGGGCCUUGGCCAUUGCCGCGCUGGACAUGGCGGAGUGCAACCCCUGGCCCCGCAUCGUCCUCUCGGAACACAGCUGCCUUAGCAACCUGCGCGCCUGGAUGCUGAAGCACGUGCGGAGCAUGAGGGGGGUGGUCGCCUGCUCCCGGCGGAAGGGCGCCAGGACCCCUCCCAAGGGGGCCAACGGCAUCUCAGCCUCCGCCUCGGAGAACUCCCUCUGCCGGACCCGGAGCUUCAGCAACGGGAGCAGCAGCAGCCAGCAGGCCUCCCCACAGGUCAAGGCCUCCCCCAGCUUCACCUUCAGCUGCUCCCACCCCUCGGCCUCCCUGGGCGGCAUGGGGCAGGGCGCCCCCCCAAAAGGGGCCUCCAGGGUGCUGGCCCUCGUGCGAGAGCCGCGGGUCCAGGAGAAGCGGCGCCACCAGCACCAGACCUUGCUGAGAGCGGCAGUGACCAGCCUGCAGGCCCCCUCGGGGCUCGCCUCCUCGGCCAGGACGGCCUCCCACCUCCAGCUGCCCCCCGGCCUGGGCGCCUGCACCCUCCACAUGACAGGGCCCGGCUGCAACAGCCUCCUGGCCAAGGCUGGCACUGCCUGCCAUGGGCUCCGGGAAGCAGACCACCCCCACGAGGAGCUGAAGCCCCCUCCUCCCUGUGGCCUGGCCCUGCUCCAGAACCUUUCCAGGCGGCUGAAUAGUGAGAAGCUGUCAGACGCUUCCAGCCUGGAGAUCCUGAUGCCGCGUCCCAGCCGGAUCCCUAUCCGCAGGAAGCCGGCCAGCCAGACCCAGCACUUGCUCCAGCUCCAGAGCUGUAUGGAUGACUCUGCCCUCAAAGUCUGGAAAUACACCUCCCAGUUGCCAGCACAGAGUUCCCUACCAGAGUUCCCGCUGGAGGUGCCCGACCUGACCGUCGCGGGGCAGAGAGAGGAGCCGCUUUUUCUCUGCAACCCUCCCAAGGUUUUGCUGGACGAGGUACGGGGGGCCGGGAGCGUGGCCCAGCAGCCACCAUCUGCUGCUGCUGGUGUUUCUCUCUGCCGCCGCUACCCUCCCCUCGAGCCCCUUGCGCCCCUCGCCUGGAGGCAGAGGCAGCAGCAGCGGGAGAAGCUGAAGCCGCCACCGCCACCGCAGCGUCCUCAGCGCGGGAUCGGCAGCGGCCCCCCGCCCCUGUGAAGCCGAGGGCAGCCCCGCCCGGCGCCCUGAGCCCGCUCUCUCUGUUGCAGCAUCUCUCGGGGCAGGCAGACGCCCCGCAGCUCACCUACCACAAGAUCCUCUCCUUCUGCACUGAAGCCUGACGGGCCGGGAGGGGCAGGGAUGCAGCGGCCGGCCACCUCCGCCACCAGCAGCGCCGCCCCAGAGCCAGCCCCGUGGAAGACGCCCUGCCUCUCGGCCUCCGAGGGGGGCCCCCGGCGCCACCCUCCCCUUGGGCCUGCCCCGCGCCCACAGCCCUGCCCCUUCAAGCCAAAGCUGCUCUUCGGGACCCCGCAGCCCCUGCUCCUGGCUCUCAGCCGCCUCCCAGAGUGUAGAGCCCCCCGGCCACCUCCCACGUGCAGACCGCUGCCGAAGACACCAAAGGCCUGAAGGAGAGCGGCGGACCCUUCCAUCCCCUCCUCGUUGCCCUCUUGGGGGGGGGGGGGGGCAACUCCACCUCCUCCUCUCUGUCUACUCCGUGUUCUGCCUCAAGGAUCCGACAGCUGCCUUCCUUCCUGUCUCCCCUGAAGGGUCCUGCCUGAGAUUCGGGGAGCCCACCAGCCGCUCUUUGGCAGCCUUGGGAAGU
Messenger RNA from Anolis sagrei ordinatus, 3783 nucleotides. It is a transcript of the gene AGBL5, whose product is annotated as AGBL carboxypeptidase 5. Gene Ontology annotation, biological process: proteolysis; protein deglutamylation. Gene Ontology annotation, molecular function: metallocarboxypeptidase activity; zinc ion binding. The record is from RefSeq and is a predicted model, not a curated record. NCBI's taxonomy places the organism in Eukaryota, Metazoa, Chordata, Lepidosauria, Squamata, Anolidae.